AGAACAUAGAACAAAGAUAAAACAGCGCAGAAUAGGUAUACACAUAAAAUACAUACAGAAUAAAUUUAACACAGUACAGAUAAAGACCUAGUAGAGCACAGAUGCAAGGAUCCAUCAGCUGGGACUGAUCCAUCCUGCUCACACUCUCCGACGGAAAAGCCCCGAAUCUGAAUGUGACUCUGGAGGAAAAAGCGGUUAGCUCUACUCCGUGAACUCUGCUGUUAGCUAAACACGGCUAAAGAAAACCUGCUACCACUUCAGGAUCAUCCAUCAGCUGGGACUGAUUCAUCGUGUGUUCUUCACCACCUGGACCUGGACAGCAUGGACACAGGUGUUCAACAGCUGGUGCUGGUUAAAGAAGAAGAUCCUGAAGAACAGAGUGCUGGUGUGGACCAGCAGGACCCAGAACACCUCCACAUAAAGGAGGAACAGGAGGAGCUCUGGACCAGUCUGGAGGGAGAGCAUCUCCAUUUGAAGGAGGAGACUGAUUCUGCCUGGUUUCAGUUCAGUGCUGUUUCUAUAAAGAGUGAGGAUGAUGAAGAGAAACCUCUGGUCUCACAGCUUCAUCAGCAGCAAAUAGAAGACAGAGAUGUUCCAACCAGCAGCUCAGCUGACCAGAUGGCAGCAGAAACUGGUGGAGGAGCAGGAACUAGCAGGAGCCCAGAUCUGAACCCUCAUGAACAAACAUCUGAUUCUUCAGAGACUGAAGUUAGUGGAGAUGAUUAUAUGAAUCUAGACUCUGGGUUGUCAGACUCUGGGUCUGAAACUGGAGACGAAGACCAUGACUGGAAUGAGAAAAGGUCUUCUGAGUCAGAUGUUCAGACAGUCAACAUAUCCUUUAGCUGUCUUGAGUGCGGUGAACGAUUUCAUGACAAGCAGUCUCUCCAGAAACACGUGAGAGUAACCAGUCAUUCAGCAAUAAGGUCUUCUAGCCCUUUGGUUAAUAAAAAAUCUGUUGGACUUAAGCAACCUGUAGACUCAUAUAGGGAAGCCCAGAAAGAACUAAAAUCAUUUAGUUGUGGUGACUAUGGAAAAAUAUUAAGGGGAAAACCAAGCUUUAACAGACACCAGAGAGUCCACACAGGACAGAAACCAUUAGCCUGUGAGCUCUGUGGACAAAGGUUUACCUAUAAGUCAACAUUGAACGAUCACAUGAGAGUCCACACAGGACAGAAACCUUUUGCCUGUGAGCUCUGUGGAAAAAGAUUUAAACAUAAGUCAACUUUAAACAGUCACAUGAGAGUCCACACAGGACAGAAACCUUUUGUCUGUGGGCUCUGUGGACAAAGAUUUACCCAAAAGUCAACUUUAAAUACUCACAUGAGAAUCCACACAGAAGAAAAACAGUUUGCUUGCGAGCUCUGUGGACAAAGAUUUACCCAAAAGUCAACUUUAAACAAUCAUAUGAUAGUCCACACAGGACAGAAGCCUUUUGCCUGUGAACUCUGUGGACAAAGAUUUACCCGUAAGCCAACUUUAAACAAGCACAUGAUAGUCCACACAGGACGUAAACCUUUUGCCUGUGAACUCUGUGGACAAAAAUUUACUCAAAAGUCAACAUUAAACAAUCACAUGAGAAUCCACACAGGGCAGAAACAUUUUGCCUGUGAGCUCUGUGAACAAAGAUUUACCCAAAAGUCAACUUUAAACAAUCACAUGAGAAUCCACACAGGACAGAAGCCUUUUGCCUGUGGGCUCUGUGGAAAAAGAUUUACCCAGAAGUCAGGUUUAAACACUCACAAUAGAAUCCACACAGAAGAAAAACAGUUUGCUUGCGAGCUCUGUGGAAAUCGAUUUACCGAAAAGUCGACUUUAAACAAGCACAUGAGAGUCCACACAGGACAUAAACCUUUUGCCUGUGGGCUCUGUGGAAAAAGAUUUACCCAAAAGUCAGGUUUAAACACUCACAUGAGAAUCCACACAGAAGACAAACAGUUUGCUUGCGAGCUCUGUGGAAAUCGAUUUACCAAAAAGUCGACUUUAAACGAUCACAUGAGAGUACACACAGGACAUAAACCAUUUGCUUGUGAGCUCUGUGGAGAAAGAUAUGGACAAAAGAAAUUUUUAUUCAAGCACAUGAGAGUCCACACUGGAUAGAAACCUUCUGUUUGUGAGCUCUGUGGACAAAUUUAAAGUUACGGUGUUUACUUUCCCUGGCAAUUGGGGGCAGUACAAAUCUAAAUGAUUGCAAGCAAGCAGUGUUUUUGUGUUCGAGUAAGACUUUACCAAUGUAUGCUAUUAGGGUCAAAACUCUGCACUUUUCAAACAUGUACUUCGUGAGAUCUCUGCUGCGGGGGUGGGGCUUGGUUGUUUGUGCUCCCGACUGACCCAUGUUCAUUUGUGUCAAGUGACUUCUGUGUUUUUACACGGUGUUUAACUCAUUCACUGCCAGCCGUUUUCUGAUCAGAAAAGCCCUUCGCUGCCAGCGUUUUUCAGCGUUUUCACUGUAUUUUAAAAGUCACAGAACGUUGCGCGCUAGUAUGAUGCCAAUGCCAAAAAUAGCAAAACAAAGAGUAGACUCACCUCCAAAAUCUGGAAGAAUCUGUGCGUUUCAAGCGUUAUCUGAUUUUUCAUAAUCCGUUGUUUAAUUGUGAUCGGCAGAAGCUUUUUCUCUGAAUUUAACUUUUCUGUCCUUCAUUCAUCUACAGGACUGUGUGUGUUUUCUAGUUUUAGUCUUCAGUGUUUUAUUUCUAAUUCUAUUGUUCAUUUUUGUUUUGUCCUUUAUUGCUGUAAAGCAUACUGAGUUGCCUUUGUUUGGCAAAUGUGCUAUAUAAAUAAAGCUGUCUUGUCUA
This is a messenger RNA of Nothobranchius furzeri (turquoise killifish), 2792 nucleotides long. RefSeq names its product gastrula zinc finger protein XlCGF26.1-like. The record is from RefSeq and is a predicted model, not a curated record. NCBI's taxonomy places the organism in Eukaryota, Metazoa, Chordata, Actinopteri, Cyprinodontiformes, Nothobranchiidae. Gene Ontology annotation, biological process: regulation of transcription by RNA polymerase II. Gene Ontology annotation, molecular function: RNA polymerase II cis-regulatory region sequence-specific DNA binding; DNA-binding transcription repressor activity, RNA polymerase II-specific. Gene Ontology annotation, cellular component: nucleoplasm.